Molecule: messenger RNA, 4422 nt
Organism: Knipowitschia caucasica
Lineage: Eukaryota; Metazoa; Chordata; Actinopteri; Gobiiformes; Gobiidae
Source: the annotation of a GenBank genome assembly
AUGCGAAGCCACAACGCGCCUCAACAAAGCACGCAACCGAGGAGAGCAUGCAUCUACGGGCUGUGCAAACUUUACACAUGCACUUUAUAUUUAUUACUCGUCUUUACUCUGGACCUGGAGAGAAGCGAAACUGCACCGCUGGACUCGGAUGCGUUCGCGUUCUUCCACACGGGGGGGCAGGGCUGUCUGGGCGUGCGGGACGGCGCCCUGAUCCUGUCCCGCAGCUGUUCUGAGGAGUCCCAGCGCUGGAAGUGGGUGUCCAGAAACCGCCUCUUCAACCUGGGCUCGUCCCUCUGCCUGGGCCUGACCACGGGCAACUUCAGCGGCCGCAUCGACAACUCUCCGCUGGGGGUCUACACGUGCGACCGCGAGCCCCCCAGAGUGCGCUGGACGUGGGGGUGUGCGCAGAUGGUGGCAAGUCUGAACAAGCACCUGCCCGCGCCCUCCUUCUGGAACUCCUCGUCUGUGACCUACCCGCCCGAGCUCAACUGGAGAGUGUUUGGAGAAGACCAGGACCUCUGCUCCAAGCUCUCCAAAGAGAUCUACACGAUCCAGGGGAACUCUUACGGCCGGCCCUGCUUCCUGCCGUUCCUCUAUGACGGGCAGUGGUUCCACAGCUGCACCACCAUCGGCCGCGAGGACGGACACCUGUGGUGCGCCACCUCCUACGACUACGGCAAAGACGAGCGCUGGGGGUUCUGCCCCGUCAACAAUAAAGGCUGUGAGACGUUCUGGGACACGGACCCUCUCACCGACAGUUGUUACCAGUUCAACCUACAGGCCACUCUGUCCUGGAGCGAGGCGCGCACCAGCUGUCACCAGCAGGGGGCAGACCUCCUCAGCAUCAACAAACUGCACGAGCAAACCUACAUCAACGGUUUGCUGACGGGCUACAGCGCUGCUCUGUGGAUCGGUCUGAAUGAUCUGGACGUGAACGGAGGCUGGCAGUGGACAGAUUCAUCACCGCUCAAAUAUCUCAACUGGGAACAAGACCAGCCGAGUUCUGACGACGAGGAGAACUGCGUGGCGGUCCGCACAGAGUCCUCGGGUCGAUGGCAGAACAGGGACUGCUCCGUCGCUCUGCCCUACGUCUGCAAGAAGAGGCCCAACGCCACUCUGGACCCCUUCACCACCGACUCGUGGGCGGAUGACGAGCGGCACGACUGUGACGUGGGCUGGCAGUCCUUUCAGGCCGGAUGUUACAAACUGAACUCGGAGAAGACGGACUGGGACGCGGCGCAGAAGAACUGUCAGAAGAUGGAGGCCAACCUGGUCAGCAUCCACACGCUGCCCGAGCUCGAGUUCCUCCUCCGCCACGUCAAGAGAGAUGUGGAGCAGCUGUGGCUGGGUCUCCAUGACACUAACAUGCAGAUGGACUUCCAGUGGACCGACCACACGCCCGUCAUCUUCACCCACUGGCACCCGUACGAGCCCAACAACUUCCGCGACACCCUGGAGGACUGCGUCUCCUUGUGGGGCUACGAGGGGCGUUGGGAUGACAGCCCCUGUAACCUGACCCUGCCCUCCAUCUGCAAGAAACCUGGGACCAAGAGCGAUGGAGAACCUCAGCAUCAGGACUGUAAAAAGGGCUGGAAGUGGCACAGUCCGUCUUGUUACUGGGUUGGAGAAGACCUCAUGACGUUUGAUGAAGCCAGAAAAGUCUGUGAGGAGGAAUUGGCUUCCCUGGUCACAAUAACCAACAGAUUUGAGCAGGCUUAUGCCAGCAGCCUGGUGUUUGGCCGCGCCAAGGACUUGUUCUGGAUUGGGCUUCACGAUCAGGACAAAGCGGGAUCUUUCCACUGGCUCAGCGGGGACGAAGUGACAUACACCAACUGGAACAGAGACCAGCCUGUGUCUAUCGAUGGCGGCGGCUGCGUCUCCAUGGCGACGGGUUCUGCCACGGGGCUGUGGGAGGUGAGGGAGUGCGCGGCGUCCAAAGCCAAGUUCAUCUGUCGUCAGAACCAGGACACUUCUCUGAGCCCGGACCCCCCUGCACCUCAUCCCACCCCCAGCCUGGGAGGAGCCUGCCCCAACGGCUGGAAGAGCAACAGCAACCUGCGCUACUGCUACAAGGUGUUCCACUCGCUGCAGAUGGAGCAGAGGCUGAGCUGGAUGCAGGCUCAUAUGUAUUGUCGCACACACGGGGCCAACCUCCUGAGCGUCAGUGGAGCAGAGGAGGAGCAGUUUGUCAUGCAGGUCCUCAAUGAGGCCUUUGGAGACUCAGAGGAUGAGGAGCACCGCUGGUUUUGGAUCGGACUGAACCGGAGGAACCCAAUGGACAACGGCAGCUGGAAGUGGAGCGAUGGACUGGCUGUCACGUACCAGAACUUUGGACGAUACUACAACCUUCGGCCCUGUGCGGCGGCCAGUCUGGGCACCAUGACGUGGAUGGCCAUGAACUGUGAUUCAGAGUUAGACUGGAUAUGCAAGAUUCCCAGAGGAAGCAUCGAGAAAGAACCAGAGUUGGCAGAAGGGGCCAGUUCACCGGAGUGGAUCGGCUUCCAAGAGGCGGAGUACAAGUUUUUCGACCACCGCACCACCUGGGACCAAGCGCAGAGGAUUUGCACUUGGUUUGACUCGUCGCUGGCUUCGGUUCACUCAGCUGCUGAAGAGGCUUUCCUGGCCAAGACUUUACGUGAGAUGGAGAAAUCGGAGGGAGACAACUGGUGGCUCGGUCUUCACACGUAUGAAAACGACGGCCGUUUCCGCUGGUCCGACCACUCCAUGCUCAACUCUAUCUCGUGGGCUCUGGGAAGGCCACACCCCCUGAGCCGCGACCGCAAAUGUGUGCACAUCUCCGCCAGCAAAGGAGACUGGUCGGAUCAAAAGUGUCACUCGGACCUGCCUUACAUCUGUAAAAGAGUCAACGUCACCGGAACCAUCCCCCCCACCCCUGCCACGCCUCUCCCCCCCUCGGGAUGUCCGGAUGGGUGGUCGGCCUAUCAGCAUAAGUGUUUCAGGGUGUUUGACCAGGUGAACCGCAUCACAUGGUCCGGAGCCAAACUGAAAUGUGAAGCCAACGGUGGGGUCCUGGCAGUGAUCGCUAAUCAUUUAGAGCAAGCUUUGGUCACCACUCUGCUGUACAACACCAGCAUCGAUCUGUGGCUGGGCCUGACCUCGGACUCUCAGGGCCAGUUCCAGUGGUCUCAGCCGGGUCUUCUCAGCUUCACAAACUGGGGCCCCGGAGAACCCCUGGACAACAGCGGACCACACCACAACAGGACACCGGGUAACUGUGUGGUGAUGCUGCACGGGAACCCACACAGGAACACCGGCAUGUGGGCGUCCCGGGCCUGUGAGAUGGAAAGCAAUGGCUACAUCUGUCAGAGGAAACAAGACCCGAGCCUCCCCCCGGCCCCCCCUCUCAUCCCAUCCCUGCUGAAUCCCGUGGAGCUGGGAGGGCUGUCGUACCGCGUGGUGGAGAAGAAGCUGGACUGGACCGGAGCGCUGCACCUGUGUGAGUCUCUGAACGGGACACUGGCCGCGAUCAACAACCCAUACGAACAGGCGUACCUCAGCCUCCUCAUCAACCACCUGCGCAGACCGGCCUGGAUCGGCCUCUACAACUAUGGAGGCCGGAGUUUCACAUGGCAUGGCGAAGGAGAGGGCUUGUAUUCCAACUGGAAAGACGGCGAGCCCAGUCAGAGCGCCGGCUGCGGUCACAUGACGACCACCGGCGAAUGGGUGAUGACGCAGUGUGAUGCCAAACUCGGGGCUGCGCUGUGCCAAAUUGGAGAGGAGCCGGUGGUCCAUCGGUGGCAGUAUCCAGGAGCGUGUCCUCACUCUGUGGGGGAAUGGGCCUGGGUGCCGUUCAGAAACAACUGCUACGCCUUCAGCCUACAGCAUCUGAGGCCGCAGCAGGACGCCCGCUCAGCCUGUCAUAAAGAGGGGGCUGAGCUUCUCUCCAUCUUGGACGAGACGGAGAAUGAAUUUGUUUGGGAGCACAUGCAGAGCGACAUGGAUCAGGCGAACGGGGCCUGGCUCGGCAUCAGCGUCAGAGGUCGAGGUCUGGUGUGGAGCGAGGACACGGAGAUGAACUACUCAAACUGGGAGGCGCAGGCGUUUUCAGUGCUGUCUCCAAACUCGUGCUUCUGGAUCCAGUCCAACACUGGAACAUGGAAACCAGGCUCCUGCAGGAACCGCACUCAUGGAGUCAUCUGCAAACGUCCCCGGAGUGCAGAAACCUCAGCUACAACAUUGGACCCGGAGAACCUGCCAACCCUGCUGGUCGUCAUGGUCACGGGCCUUGUGCUGGUGGUGCUGAUCGUCGGCGUGAUUUACCUGUACCGGCGCAGGACGGGGGGCGCGCGGGGGUCCUACGAGGGGGCGCGCUACAGCCGCACUCACUCCGGCAGCGACGAGCAGACUGAGAAGAACAUCCUGGUGUCCGACAUGGAGCUGAACGAGCAGCAAGAAGAGUAG